This is a messenger RNA of Nilaparvata lugens (brown planthopper), 3343 nucleotides long. Its product is annotated as DNA mismatch repair protein Msh2. Gene Ontology annotation, cellular component: MutSalpha complex; nucleus. The record is from RefSeq and is a predicted model, not a curated record. Lineage: Eukaryota; Metazoa; Arthropoda; Insecta; Hemiptera; Delphacidae. Gene Ontology annotation, biological process: mismatch repair; mitotic recombination. Gene Ontology annotation, molecular function: mismatched DNA binding; ATP-dependent DNA damage sensor activity; ATP binding.
UGAUAUAUUACUGUCUUUUCAACAAACUUCAUAAUAUAAAUUGGAUAUCCUGGGUAUUAUAGAUAUUCAUCUGUAACCAUGAUUUAGAAGGCAGAAAAGCGCGCCAAAUUAAUGCUUUUUUGUUAACUGCGACAAAAACAGCAUGUUUUAAGGUUAAUGUUUGUCUCCAAUUAGCAAUAUUUAUACCUUUUUAAGUAGUUUGUAAUUGUAAAUGAGAUUUAGUUUUUCAAGAAGGGUUUUAUUUGAUCUGAAUACACAAUAAUUAAAUGUCAGAAGUGAUUCUAUAUUUUUGUUCUGUUUUCUAAUUCCAACUUCGACAGUACGGUAUCUUAUAUUCUGCAAUGUCAAAACCAACCCAACAAUUAGCUCUAGACGCAAACCAGCACAGGCAGUUUGUUCAGUACUUCAAUUCUCUACCAGAGAAACCACCGACUACGAUCCGCUUUUUCCAUCGAAUUGAUUUCUACACAGUUCACGGACAAGAUGCUAAGUUCGCCGCUAAAGAAGUUUUCAAAACGUCUUCAUUUGUCAAGAAUGGAGGAUCAGGUGAUAUGCAACUGGAUUACCUAGUACUCAAUAAAUCUCAGUUUGAGACUUUCGUCAAAGAUCUUCUUCUGGUCAAACGUUAUCGUGUGGAGGUCUAUGUUAACAAAAAAACUAGGAGCGAUCCGCUAUGGGUUCUCGAAUUCAAGGGUUCACCCGGUAAUCUAUCGCAGUUUGAAGAUAUGCUUUUCGCAAAUUCAGAUCAAGUUGAAAGUCCGGCCGUUCUUGCAGUCAGGUUAACCACAAACGCUAAAAACAAAAUAAUUGGUCUAGCAUCAGUGGACAUUCCGGCUCAUACAAUGUCGUUGUGUGAAUUUCCUGAUGACGAACAUUUCAGCAAUCUGGAAGCGAUGGUCGUUCAAAUUGGUCCCAAAGAAGUUCUCAUUCCGGCUGAAACCUCCUUGGAAGCUGACAAGAUCAAAAUGAUAAUGGAACGUUCUGGUGCCCUAGUGACCGUUUGCAAGAAGAACGACUUUUCGACCGAUAAUUUGGUGCAAGACAUGAACAAGUUAAUUUUAUUUAAGGAAGGCCAGCAACAGAAUGCCAAUGCUCUGUCCCAGAUGAAUCUAACCACCGCUACUGGAGCUCUAGCUGCUCUCGUCAAAUAUCUCGAGUUGUGUUCGGACCAAGAGAACCUGGGUCAGUUUGCGAUGGUGACCCUGGAUCAGGCCCGUUACGUGUAUCUGGACACGGCGGCCGUGAAUGCUCUGAACCUCCUGCCCACACCUGGGGCAUUGGCCCAUCGUAAGAACCACAGUGUGCUCGGACUAUUGGACAAGUGUUGCACGCCUCAAGGUCACAGAUUGUUGUCACAAUGGGUGAAACAGCCGCUGAAAGACUUGGCGGCCAUCAAUGAGCGCCUAGACGUAGUGGAGUGUCUACUGGACGACAUGGAGCUGAGGCAGUCUCUGCUUGAAGACCAUUUGCGCCGCAUUCCCGACCUCCACGCGCUCGCCAAGCGCAUUCAGCGCAAGAAGGCCACUAUGCAGGAUUGCUACAGAAUCUAUCAAGCGAUGCAACGCCUGCCGCACCUGUUGGCAGCGCUGAAGAAUCAAAAUGGCGGACAUGCGCACUCCACGCUGCGCAGUGUGCUGAUUGAGCCGCUGGAUGAGUUGAUCGGUGAUAUGAGCAACUUCCAGGAGAUGAUAGAAACCACGCUCGACAUGGACUAUGUGGACCGGGGCGAGUUCCUUAUCAAACCGGAGUUCGACGAGGAUCUUCAAGAGGUGAGGGAGAAGAUGAACGAUUUGGAGGAGAAAAUCAAGAGUCAACUGAAUAAAGCAGCUCGAGAUUUGAGCUUGGAUCCCCACAAAACCAUCAAACUUGAGUCCAAUUCGCAGUAUGGAUAUUUUUUCAGGGUUUCUCUCAAGGAAGAAAAGGUUCUCAGAGGCCAGACCACAUACACAGUUCUGGAUUCGGUUAAAAAUGGCGUCAAAUUCCGCAGCCAGAAAUUGACAAAUCUGAAUGAGGAAUACUCGCAAUUGAGGGAGCAGUACACUGAAAUGCAGAAAAAAGUUGUUGGUGAAGUUAUCACCGUUGCAGUGUCCUACGCAACCCCCCUUCUACAGUUGAGCGACGUACUGGCAUGGUUGGACGUAGUGACCAGUUUUGCAGCCGUGUCGGCUGGCGCCCCAGGCCCCUAUGUGCGCCCCAAAAUGAGCGCCCCCUCUGAGGGCGUCGCCCCUGUCAUGCGUCUCAAGCAGUGCCGGCAUCCUUGUCUCGAGAUGCUCACUAACACCACCUUCAUUCCUAAUGAUAUCGAGAUGGAGGGCGGCAAAUGCACAUUCCUGAUGGUGACAGGACCCAACAUGGGCGGUAAGAGCACCUACAUUCGUAGCGCAGGUGUGGCAGCCCUGUUGGCGCAUAUUGGUUGCUUUGUGCCGUGCGACGAGGCAGAGAUGACAGUGCUCGACGCCAUUUUGGCGCGAGUUGGGGCGAGUGAUUCGCAGAUCAAGGGCAUGUCCACCUUCAUGGUAGAGAUGGUUGAGACGGCUUCUAUUCUCAGGAUGGCCACACCAAACUCACUAGUUAUUAUUGAUGAAUUGGGAAGAGGCACAUCCACUUAUGAAGGCUGUGGAAUUGCAUGGGCUAUUGCUGAAUACCUGGCGAAAGAAGUGGGCGCAUUCUCGCUGUUUGCCACCCACUUCCACGAGCUGACACGGCUGCCCGAACUGGUGCCGACUGUGCACAAUUGUCACGUGACUGCGGUGACGUCAGAUGACGACAACAGUCUGACGCUGCUCUACGAGGUGCGUCCGGGCGCCUGUGAUCAGAGCUUCGGCAUACAUUGCGCCAAGAUGGCCAGGUUUCCUAACCAGGUCAUAGAGGAUGCAAAACAGAAACUAGCUGACUUGGAAGACUACCAAGGAGCUAUUACUGUCUGUGACUCAGCUACCAAGAGAAAAAUAAUUAAGGAAGGAGAAGAGAUGAUCAGUGAAUUUUUGAGGGAAUGCAAGAAACUGAAAACGGAUGGAAUUUCAGAUGAAGAGCUAGAGAAGGCGAUUUCUAAGCUGAAGGAUGAAAUUGCCAAGAAAAAUAAUCCAUAUGUCUCCGCUCUAGGAGCAACUGCAUAAAAAUUUACUUCAACACUUUUUUCAAACAAGUUCAAAUUAAUUUUUAAUCUCUACUGAUAGAUUUACUAAGUUUAUGUGUAAGUUAGUUUUUCGGAGAUUCCAAUCAUUUGAAAAAAACCACAGUACAAAGAAAUAGUUAGGUUAAAAUAGGUUUACUAUAAAUGAGAAUAGAAAUCUAAGUAUUUUUUAAAAUUGUUCAGUGACAACAGGUUUCGGCUAUAUGAUGC